Molecule: messenger RNA, 273 nt
Organism: Histoplasma mississippiense
Lineage: Eukaryota; Fungi; Ascomycota; Eurotiomycetes; Onygenales; Ajellomycetaceae
Exons: 3
Coding region: 1-273 (90 amino acids)
Source: RefSeq, a predicted model, not a curated record
AUGCGGUCGCGAAUAGGAGUAUCCAUCGCAGUUGCAUCUAGACAGUUAGUAAAGAUUGCAGAUGAGCACACUCCUAUCAUCGCAGAAUAUCUCAAGACAGCGAUGAAAGAAAGAGGUCCCUACUGCGCUGAAAAAAUUUCGAUCGAUUUUGCGGCCGCGCUAGACCUAAGGUACCAUGAUUUAGUCAUCACCGCCGCAGAGCCUCUGGCACAAUCGAAAUGCCCAGAGGCCGUGUUUCCUGCCGAGGGCGCCUUGAAAAUAAUUGAGAGCUAA